ACACCAUCUCGGGACUCUUCGAACUCGCCCUCACUCUUGUUUACAAACGAGACGAUUCUGAAGAAAAUGAGUUUUAUGAAGAAAAGGAUGAAUUUACGGCCAUAAUAAGACUCGAAGAUGGAGUCACCUGUCAAGAAUACUUCCGGAGAGUCUCCAGACGUGACAGGAGUGUCGCGCUCAGGGAGGGUGAGGAAGAAAUCAUCAAAGUUAGCAGACUUCGAGUCUCCGGAUGAGAUCGACACCAGGUUUAAGCGUAAAACUGACAGGCCGCAAAAAUCACCACAAAAAGGUAGUGAUGUAUAUGAUGAAUCAGAUGGUGAGAUUGAUGAUGACUUACUUGAAGUAAAAGAUGAGCCUUUAGAAGUUGAUGAUUGGGGAGACAAUGAUGAUGGUGAUGAAGACAUUGUAGAGGGUGAUGAUAAUGAUGAUGGGGAUGAAGGGAAUGAUCCCUUGCAUGUUGAUGAUGACUCGACCGAUAUGCCACGAGAAACCUCUAAUUAUAGCCAGGCUCAGUCUCUGUACCUGUCUGAGAAACAAGGUAAAAAGAACAUCAUGCUGAAGGACGGCCAGGUUGUGCAGAGAAAGAAAGCGCAGCGCAAAGAUAAAGGAUCAAGGCGAAUCAGCCGAGAAGGAAGCAUGAUGCAAGUGGAACUCCUCAUCAGUUUAGUGCAAGAACGACGUGCUAUUUAUGAUCCUAGUGAUCCUGUGCACGGUAAUCGUUAUGUAAUUGCUGCGUUAUGGAAUGAUAUUGCUACAGAAAUGAAAUGCAAAGAAUCUGAUUGCAAGGAGAAAUGGCAGCAAUUAAGGAGCAACUUUAUGAGAGAAAAAAGGAGAUUUACUACUCAUACAUCUGGAUCAGCUAGCAUCAAAGCCAAGAAAUGGGUAUUCUACAAUGCUAUGGAAUUCCUCAUACCCUAUGUGACACCACGAACCAGAUCAUGUAAUGUACCACCACCCCCUAAUGAGGACAUAAAAUCUGAAUUUGAUAUGGAUGAUGCUGCAUCUGAUGAUACUUCAUCAACUACUAAUAUCACGGAUGCACCUGACAGUGUGCGUUCUGUACAAACAGCAAACAACAUUGACAUCUGUGAAGGGGGAAUUACGAGGACGUCUACACCUGUUAUCAAGCAGCCAUCAUCUUACACAAGGAAGCAUAAUGCCAGCAAAAGAUGUCGCUGCGAGCUUCCAAGUGAUGUAGAUGGGCAAAUCAUGGGGGAGUUGCAAAAGUUGCGAGAACAAGCAGUUUGUAAAAAUGAAAAUGAAUCUGACCCAGAUCGCCAGUUCCUGUUAAGUCUUCUCCCUCUUUUUAAACAAUUGUCACCCAUCGACAGUAUUGACAUUAAAAUAGAAAUACAUCAGGCCUUUCGUAGAAAACUCGCCAAGGACCAAAACUCUAGCUAUGGUUACUGGACUGGCCAACACCAAUACCUAUCUCAUAAUACACUAUCACCGUGUGCUAGUGAUAGUGCUUCUUCUGAGUUCACUUAUUUGUGAAAGGUAUCUUUUAAGUUGGAGGACAUAACAGUUAUGUCACACAUUUAAAAAGUAGAAAGUAAAAAUAUAUAACCAUAUCCAUAAUGCUUUCUGUUGUCAUUUUUUUAAAAUAUGCAGAAUAAUAUUGCCUAGUACAGCAAUUCCCUCUAUAGGUCAGUGCAGUACAUGUAAUUUCUACUGUAAUAGAAGCCUAAUAGGUAAAUAUAAACUGUUAAACCUACCUUUGCAUCCACAAUAUUGUAUCCAUAACCAGAAAUAAAGCAUGUCUAUAUUUU
Messenger RNA from Penaeus monodon (black tiger shrimp), 1769 nucleotides. Its product is annotated as HMG box-containing protein 4-like. Gene Ontology annotation, biological process: regulation of transcription by RNA polymerase II. The transcript is spliced from 7 exons. NCBI's taxonomy places the organism in Eukaryota, Metazoa, Arthropoda, Malacostraca, Decapoda, Penaeidae. Bases 118 to 1494 code for a protein of 458 amino acids. Gene Ontology annotation, molecular function: DNA binding. Gene Ontology annotation, cellular component: transcription regulator complex; nucleus. The record is from RefSeq and is a predicted model, not a curated record.